AUGAAGUUAUUACUGGUGCUGGGACUUCUCCAGCUAGCACACUGUCAGUUUUAUUACCAACAAGCUCGAAUUCCUCGACCUAUGAUGUAUCCAGUACGAACAAAUUGUCAAUAUGUGUGGUGUAGUCAAAAUCGCUACAGAUGGAAUUAUAGACCAUCAGAAUAUACUAAUCCCUGUACGUCUGGCACGCCACUGAUGAACGAGUUUGGCACUCCAAUUUCGUGCAAUUAUCUAAAUAUACCUAAUGGUGGAUGUCCCGAAGAUUACUGGUGCCAUAUCGGUGCCACCUUCGCAACCACGACAUGUUGCUCGAAAACCGAUAACGAAAAUCGCUGCGACAUGCGAAGGGACACUGGCGAAGGUAACGAGCUCGUAGCCAGAUGGUAUUACGACAGACAAGCCAAACAAUGCAGGCGUUUCUUAUACAAGGGAAUCCGCGGGAACGCGAACAACUUCGUCACCAAAACUCAGUGUGUUGACGCGUGCGAGACUGCCUCCAUGGAAGAUCGCGCGAAUCCCUGCCGAGUCGGUAGUCCGGCUAACCACAAGAACGGCUCAAGAAUUCUUUGUGGCCCAAAUGACUCCUCUACUUGCCCAAGGAAUUACUUUUGCCAUUUGGGAGAGAAUCCAGAGACUACCGCUUGUUGUGAAUCUAGCGGAUUGACCGAUCUAUGUCUUCUAGCAUUAAACAUGGGAGAAGGAAAAGCUCUUCUGAAAAGGUUUUACUACAAUACAUUCUCCAAGAAAUGCACAGAAUUCGUCUAUCGAGGCCUUAAAGGUAAUGAGAACAAUUUCCUCACAAUGGAGCAAUGCCAGGACGUUUGUCAAAAAUGGACCAACCCGUGCCCAGUCGAAAAUUUCGCGUCCAGAAGAGAAUGUACAGCAAAUGGGACAGAAUGUGGAACGAGUCAAUGGUGUCACAUCGGAUCAUCUGAAGCUACAACGGUUUGCUGUCCAGGGGCCGCACAAGAUCCAUGCUCACUUCCUGUCGAGACUGGUGAAGGCAACUCGGAAUUGUCUCGUUGGUACGCCGAUCCGAAUGACCGCUCCUGCUCGAUGCAGUGCAAGCCGUUCAUAUACAAAGGAAUCAAGGGAAAUCAAAACAACUUCUUGACGAAAACAGCAUGCGAGCGCAAGUGCAAACGCGAAUGCAAAUCACCUUGUGGAUCUGGAGAGAUGUUGAUGACACCACUACACGAGCCACGAAUGUGCAGUCCCACGUCACCAUGUCCUCAGUCGCAUUGGUGUCACGUUGGCAUCACGCCAGAGUUGACUGUUUGCUGUUCUACCAUGCCCAAUACAUGUGAGAUGCCGAUUAUGAAAGGCCAUGGCAACUCUUACCUUACGAGAUGGCAUUUCGACAAAGAACAGAAGAAAUGCAUCAAGUUCAUCUACAGCGGUGAAGGAGGAAACCAGAACAUGUUCCUCACUCAAGAUGAUUGUGAAGCAAUAUGCCCUGUGUAUGAGAACCCGUGCGGAAGUGGAAAACCUUUGCUUGUUGGCAAUGUGCCGAAAAUCUGCAAUCCUUCUCAACGUUGUCCAUCAACACAUUUCUGUCAUAUCGGUGUUGAUAGCGAGCAAAACUAUUGUUGCCCCAAAAACGGUGAUCCUUGCACUAAGGAUUUGGCUGUUGGCGAAGGCUCCUACUCGCUAACCAGGUACUACUUCGACAAGGAGACCCGAAGAUGUCGUGAAUUCAGCUACCAAGGCAGUAAGGGUAAUGCAAACAAUUUCCUGACCAUGGAAGACUGUGAGCUAGUAUGCCCAGUGCUACCAAAUCCCUGUAAGAUCGGAGAACCCUUGCUAAACGCACUCAACGAGCCAAUAAUCUGCGGCGGAGAAGAUUCUUGUAUUAACGGGUACUGGUGCCAUGUUGGAGGUAGUCCAGAAACAACAAACUGUUGUCCUGGAACUCGCCGACCAUGCGACUUGCCUCUUGAAACCGGUAAAGGAUCAGAAGCGCUUGAGCGAUGGUUCUUUGAUGGAGGAAUACAGAUGUGCCGAACUUUCACCUACAAAGGAUUGAAAGGAAACGCGAACAAUUUCUUGACCAAGCAAGCUUGUCGACAAGCAUGCAAAGAACUCAAUCCAUGUGGACAUGGCGAGCCUUUGAUUGGCACGGAUGAUGAAAGAGUGCUGUGUACUGGCGGACAAAAAAUAGACAGUUGUCCAAGCGGUUUUUACUGCCAUGUGGGAAGCACACCCGUUACAACACUAUGCUGCCCGAAAAAUAAAGUUGAUGUAUGCGAUCAACCUGUGCACCAAGGUACUGGUGGAGAAGACUUACCACGAUGGUUCUUCGAUAGAAAGCAGAAUAGAUGUGCUCCAUUCAAUUAUGGCGGAUUAGGUGGUAAUGAAAACAACUUCAUAAGUCAGUCAACAUGCAAUGAGGCGUGCCCAGUUUAUCGAAAUUAUUGUCCGCACGGAAUUCCGCUAGUAGAAAGCGGACAAGUGAAAGCUUGUGGAAUUGAUAGAGGAUGUCCAGAUGGGUUCAUUUGCCAUAUGAGCACCGAAUUCAAUGUCUCUAUCUGCUGUCAGGAUCCUGUAGAUUUUUGCUCGGCUCCACGAGACCCAGGACCAUGCACAGACUAUGAAACCCGUUACGGUUACAACCCAGCAACGGACACAUGCGUUGAAUACGAGUACGGUGGCUGUGAUGGAACUCUAAAUAAUUUCCGCUCACUCCAAAGGUGCACGGAAAUUUGCUGCAAAGAGUACAAAAGAAAACUCUAA
This is a messenger RNA of Cylicocyclus nassatus, 2733 nucleotides long. NCBI's taxonomy places the organism in Eukaryota, Metazoa, Nematoda, Chromadorea, Rhabditida, Strongylidae. The record is from the annotation of a GenBank genome assembly.